Molecule: messenger RNA, 1417 nt
Organism: Eufriesea mexicana
Lineage: Eukaryota; Metazoa; Arthropoda; Insecta; Hymenoptera; Apidae
Exons: 5
Coding region: 119-1291 (390 amino acids)
Source: RefSeq, a predicted model, not a curated record
CGUCGUGUGGUAUUGUUGCGUAUGAUCUGUGGUGACGUUAUAGAAAUAAUUUGAGUGAUUUAUUUGCAGUCCUCGUGUAUUUCGCGUUAAAAAAAGAGACAGAAACAGAACGAACAUAAUGUCUGAGAUUGACGCGAAAGUGAACAUGUCGCUUGAUGAAAUCAUAAAGAUGGAGAAAAAGGAGAAAAAGAAAAAGGCUGGGACUGCCAAUGGAAAAGCUGGUGCUAAACGCACUAGAGGAAGUGCGCGAGGGCGAAGUGGAAUCAGGGGUAGAGGUGCUAGAGUAAAGCGUAAUGUUGGAACUGCAAAAAAAGAGCAAACAUGGCAAACUGGGCAAAAUAACAAUAAUAAUAAUAACAACAAUAAUGUGCGUGGUGGAUUUGUAAGAAAACGUUACAAGAAAAAUAGUGGUCUCACUAGAUCACGAAGUAAUUUAACAAUAAAUCAGAAACCUAAUACACGAGGAGCUUUUAAUGUUCGCCGUGGUCGCGGCAACAGAUUUGGUUUGACUCGCAGUAGAAGUCGCACAAAUUUGACUUUUAAACAAGGAGGCUUUUUCACUAAUAAUAAGACUCCAUUAAAAAGAACAAACAGUCUACCAAAUUUACGUGAUCCAACAUCAGUUCAUAAUCGUUUGGGAUAUCAGAGCCCUGCUCAGAUUGCUUAUCGAAAUCGUGUUAAAAGAGCAAAACAAUUAUUACUGCAGCGACAAAAUCAGAGAUUAUCUUUACAAAAUCAAUUCAGAGUUCCACAGGCUGGAAAAUCAUUGAUAUCACUUCAACAGAGAUCCACGGAUAGAAGACAACAAAUUUUAACAUCUCAGCGUCGCUUUACCACUGGUGGAUUGCGAUCAGAUCAGAUUGCUCGUGCACAAAGACGUGCGCAAUAUGAACAAAAAUUAAUGAGAAUGAAUUCUUCACAAUUAAGUACAAACUCAAAUGUAAACUUCAUGUGUACAUUGGGAAAUGAAUACAGUCCAAAUACGCAUCAACGCCCUCUUACUCUUACACCAAGCCGAAACGGAAGUGCUGUGAACAGUUUGCGCCCAUUGCCAAGAGGACGAUCCCCAUUUAGACAAAGCGUACAAAGUUUGAAUAUGGUUGGUCGAUCACCUAUGUUUAGCCAACAGCGUUCAAGGUCAAGGUCACGUUCCCGUUCUCGCACACGUAACACUCCAUCAUCAGACACAGGAGCGAAUGUCGAUGAUCGCACUUUCAGCGAAGUCAUGUAUAGCUUGUCUGGAAAUCUCGGUGUUACGGGAAGAACGCUUAAUGAUAGAUUUAGUUUUUAAAUUGAAAAAAAAAAAAAUUUGUUUUGUAUUUAGAAUAUAAGACUGUUGAGGCCAGAAAUUUUAUGCUUGAAACAUAGAUACAGGAUAUCGUAAUUCUGUCUUAUUGAUUGCAUUAAUAUUAAAAUU